AUGGAUUUAACUUAUGAUUAUCUGCUAACAGUGGCAGAAAGCCUUCUAGAAUAAAGUGAAUUACCUAAAGAAAUUUUAAAUAAAUAUUAUUCAUUAAAAUAAUUGACAUUCACAUCAAAAGAAUAGAAGAGUCUUAAAUAAUCUAGCAUCAAAUAUCUAUAUUCGUCAUAUAUUUCCAUAUUGUAAAGUGUAAUUCUAAAUGCGGAUGUACAACCUUUGAUAACAAAUCUAAGAUAGGAUAUUAUACAAGGAGGCAAUAUUGAUUUGCUUGAAUACUUUGAAGAAUAAAUCACCAUUAUGGAGAGAAAUCUAGCGAAUUCAAAGCUUAAUUAUACUAGGAUUGAACAUGAUAAGGAGGAGUUAAGAUUUGAAAAUUUAAAGUUACAUAGAUAAAUUAAAGAGCUGCAUGAUUAAAAUCAUUAGCUGAUUCAAGAAAUGACAAGCAUUAAAACAAAUUAUCAAGAGGAGCUAAAAAAGUAGUUGGCUCAAUUCUAAUAAUCAACUCAGCAGUAUAUAGAAUAAUCUUUGAGCCAUUCUAAAUAAAAGUCGAACACAGAUCCAUUUUAGUAAAAAAGCUAUGAAGAUAGCAUUAUAAAGUAGAUAAAAAAUGAAAAUGAUAACUUAAAAAAAGAAAUACAAUAAUUGCAAUAAUUUUAGAUAGAAAAUAUUAAGCAAGUUGUUGGGCAGUUGACUGAAAAAGUGAAUGUAAAUGAGAUUGAUAAGAUUACAUCGAUUUCUGACAUAUUGCAAGAAUAUAAACAAAAAAUGGAAUUUUUUAGUCAAAAGAUUGAAGAACAAAAGUAAAAAGAUGCAGAUGAUUAAGUAGAAAAAAGCACAAUCCUUCAGCACCUGAAAACAUUCAGUGCAAAAUAUGAAAAACUGUUAAUUAAAUAUUAAAGUGAAGUUAACUCAUAAGAGUUCCUGAGAUUAAAUGAAGAACUUGCUUUUUAUGCAGAUUUCUUAAUUUAUGUAACAAAUAAAUUCGAAACAGAUAAUAUGUGGCUCAUCUAAAAGUUAGUAGAAAUGAAUAAGUAAACAGAAAUACUCGAAAGAUCAAGGAUACUAAACGAAAAAAAGAGUUUUUAUGACGAUCUAGAACAGACUUACAUCGAAAUGAAGCAUGAGUUGCAAAGCACAGCUAAGAAGAAUACAAAACUAAAAAAUUUAAACUUACCAUAAUAAUAGCAAUUUUAGCAAUAGUAUUAUUCUUGA
Molecule: messenger RNA, 1212 nt
Organism: Tetrahymena thermophila SB210
Lineage: Eukaryota; Ciliophora; Oligohymenophorea; Hymenostomatida; Tetrahymenidae
Exons: 3
Source: RefSeq, a predicted model, not a curated record